Messenger RNA from Eimeria acervulina, 747 nucleotides. RefSeq lists its product as hypothetical. NCBI's taxonomy places the organism in Eukaryota, Apicomplexa, Conoidasida, Eucoccidiorida, Eimeriidae. The transcript is spliced from 3 exons. The coding region runs from base 1 to 747 and encodes 248 amino acids. The record is from RefSeq and is a predicted model, not a curated record.
AUGGAGGAGGAGGCCCCAGCAGCUUCGCCCCCAGUUGCAAGGCGGAGGGGGCGUCUGCGGAAACGCAUUCAAAGCGAUGAUGAAAGUAGGCCUCCAUCUCCGUCUGCAUCUCAGCAGCCAUUAGAUUCAGCUGUACGUACACCUGAACGACAGCAACUGCCUCCUCAAGGCUCCCCUCGUGCUCGUCUUCACUCUUCAAACGAACGCAGCCAGCUGCCUGAACAGUCUAGCGAAGACGACGAAGACAAGCAGCAGCAGCAGCAGCAGCAACAGCAGCAGCAGGAGCCGAGGACUCCGUCUCCGCUUUUACAUCGUUUGAAGCUGAAAGCGCAGAGAGAGAAAUAUGAAGCGGCUUCUCCUCGUCGCCCUUCUCCCUUGCAAGUCAAUAAGAAAGUAAAAGAAGAAAAUAGCAGAAAAAGGAAAUCAAAGUGGAGUUCUUCGAGUGCAUCAUCAUCCGAGGAGAAAGAAGAAACAGAUACAGACGCCAGCAGCGCUUCUCUACCAUCGAGCAGCACAGAGAGCGACGAAGAGAGCCGCACUUCUCUAUCUCCUCCACGCGAACCAGCAGCAGCAGCAGCUGCUGCUGCUGCAGCAGCAGCAGAUUUUGAGGGGGCAGUGGACUGGUGCUUGAAUUGGAUUACAACAGAAAGACAAUGGGCGAUUACAACCGUCAGCGAAGAACAAAGACAGGCGGAGAUCGCUCUGUGGGACGAUGAACUCACCCGCGGAGGCACCGUAAGGGUUUAG